Messenger RNA from Vigna unguiculata (cowpea), 1808 nucleotides. RefSeq lists its product as uncharacterized. NCBI's taxonomy places the organism in Eukaryota, Viridiplantae, Streptophyta, Magnoliopsida, Fabales, Fabaceae. The record is from RefSeq and is a predicted model, not a curated record. Gene Ontology annotation, biological process: microtubule cytoskeleton organization. Gene Ontology annotation, molecular function: microtubule binding.
GAACACUAAUAAUCGAAAAAGAAAAAACCUCCCUAAGAAAAGGAGGAAUAAUCAUACAUAAAUUUUGGAUUUCGCACGUAGCCACCCACAGAGGACAAAACAAAGAAGAGAAAGAAGAAGGGACCUUAAGUUUCGAGAUCUUGUCAGAUCGGAACGCGGUUGCAACGGACACCCAGAUUCUGAUUUUGUGCACAUUCUUCUUCCUUGGACCACGUUGGACUCUGUAAUUUGCCUUUUGAUUUGUCUGGGCUCCGUUCAAAUUUGCAUGCGUGUUAUUCCCGGAAUCGUGCCUUCAAAUUCCUCUCCUACCGCUUUUCUACGGUUACGGGUCAAAACACAUUCAAAGUCGCUGUCUUUCUUUUCAAAAUAAAAAAGCACCAUGGGAAGGGAAGUUACUGGCUUACAGGUUAUGGACAAGAAGCCGAAUGGUUCCGUAGCAGCUUCAAAUGGUAGUUUAAGUGAUAGAAUGCGUGUUUCUCCCAAAAUUGCAGCAAUGGUUCAAGCAAUGGAUCAUGAUAUAAAGGAAUCUACGGAAGCUAAUCCUUUCGGGAAACAUCACGAGAGGAAAGAUGUUUCAAGUGGCAAAAGCCCAAAAUUAAAUGUUGUCUUGCCAGAAGAGAAGAAGAGUGAGAAACCUGAAAUACAGAAGGUGGAUGAUAAUAAAGAGUUGAGUUCUCCUGUUGUGGAUAAAGAGCUUCCAAGCCCCUCUGCUCCCCCCUCUGCUCCACAACCCUCUGAUCAGGUAACUGAAAAGCAUGUCACUCAUGCACCUGCUGCCGAUACUGAAGCUGCUGCAACUGGUCUGAGCUUGUCUCCUAUAGCUAACAACAUUCCUUCCCCUAAUUCCUCUAAGAAUUCACAGCCAAGCUCACCUUUUUCACCAAGGAAGUCCUUGCAUUAUGAUGAUAAGAAGCACCUCGAUGAUGAAGAUAAUUGGUCUGUUACCUCCUCUAGCGUUGCAUCUGCACGCAAUGCCAAAUGUAAGGUAACUGUUGGUUCAGCUCCUAACUUUAGAUGCUCGGACCGUGCAGAGAAACGGAGAGAGUUUUAUAUGAAGUUAGAGGAGAAGCAUCGAGCUCUUGAAGAAGAAAAAAGCCAGUAUGAGGCAAGGAAAAAGGAAGAGGAUGAUGCUGCCAUUAAACAGUUGAGAAAGAACCUAGUCAUUAAGGCAAAACCAGUACCAAGCUUCUACUAUGAUGGGCCACCCCCCAGGACUGAACUCAAGAAGCUUCCACUGACCCGCCCCAAGUCACCAAAACUGUCCCGGAGAAAGAGCUGUGGUGAUGCUGCCAAUGUAUCUACUACUACUACACAAAUUUGUACUGUAGGACGACGCAGUGUCGACAUGAACACGAAACAUCAUAGCCCUGCCCCUAGAACUAAGGACACUGUCACUGCACGGAAGAGCAAUGGCAGUUUCAAAAGCAAAGAACGACCAAAACUGGAUAAGGAAACAGCUCCUAAAAUCACAGAGCAGACAAAUGCAGACAUAUCAGUCCAAUCAUGAGCUUCCCAAGAUUUUACUGACCUCCAGCUGAGAGGAAAAUGGCCUUCAUUUUCCUUUGUCGCACCAUAUGGAUAAUCUGCAGAAAAGAUGGCCUAAUUUUCUUUUCAUCCGGACUGACAUUUUCAUGUGGUUUGUUUUUACUUGAAGUGUAUAUGUUUUGUAAGUUAUAUCGGCACACAUUGUUUUAUAUAUAAAUAGUUAUUGAUGUAAGAUGUAUGUACGAAAUUUGAUAUUCCUCAGAUUGCACCACCAGACUUGGUAAGGAAAAUUUUAUGAAAUAUAUUACUUUUUUUUGGUAGGA